AUGACGGCCACGGGCUCUGUUCCAUCGAUUGCCGUCCCAGGCCAGCGGCUUGGUCCCACAUCAUCGUUCAUUCCGGGCCCUGGAACCCACAUCCAACAUUCUUUUGUCUGCGCCUCGAUAGCCGGCCCGGUCGUUAUACAAAAGGGGGAGGAGGAGUUGUCGAGACAAUACCAGCAACAACCAAUUAGUAAACAGCAAAGAACACUUGUAUCGGUCGCACGAUCCUUUGCGCAGACGCAAACGGUUGCGGGGAAUUACACAGCUGUGACUGGGAAUAAUCCUACGAGCAGCGGCAGCACGAACUAUGUACAACAACAACAGCCGCAAAGGCCUCCAAACACAACAUCUUCCGCAACCACACCCUCAACGACGAAAAGACACAAAAAAUACAAAUAUAACACACUCCCCACCGUAGACUCCGUCGUCCUUGCUCGCGUCACCCGCGUCCAGAAGCGCCAAGCAACCCUCUCCAUCCUCGUCGUCCUGGACGACAACCCUUCCUCCCCCUACCCCGCCACCACCGCCGCCGCCGACGGGCUGCCCCACUCCCUUCUCUCCACCACGAACGCCGACCCCCUCAACGCCGACGACCUCCGCUUCCAAGCCCUAAUCCGCAAAGAAGAUGUGCGGGCCGUGGAGAAGGACCGCGUCGUGAUGGACGAGAUGUUCCGCGUCGGCGACAUUGUGCGGGCCGUGGUGAUUUCGCUGGGCGAUCAGAGCUUUUACUACUGCUCGACGGCGAGGAAUGACCUGGGUGUUGUUAUGGGGAGGAGUGAGGAGGGGAAUGUGCUUGUGCCGGUUAGCUGGAGGGAGAUGGUUGAUGGGAGGAGUGGGAAGAGGGAGGGGAGGAAGGUUGCUAGGCCGUUUUGA
This is a messenger RNA of Histoplasma mississippiense, 870 nucleotides long. RefSeq lists its product as hypothetical. The record is from RefSeq and is a predicted model, not a curated record. Gene Ontology annotation, cellular component: cytoplasm; nuclear exosome (RNase complex). Gene Ontology annotation, biological process: RNA processing. Gene Ontology annotation, molecular function: RNA binding. The transcript has a single exon. Bases 1 to 870 code for a protein of 289 amino acids. NCBI's taxonomy places the organism in Eukaryota, Fungi, Ascomycota, Eurotiomycetes, Onygenales, Ajellomycetaceae.